Messenger RNA from Phyllopteryx taeniolatus (common seadragon), 7459 nucleotides. Its product is annotated as SH2 domain-containing adapter protein F-like. Gene Ontology annotation, molecular function: phosphotyrosine residue binding. The record is from RefSeq and is a predicted model, not a curated record. NCBI's taxonomy places the organism in Eukaryota, Metazoa, Chordata, Actinopteri, Syngnathiformes, Syngnathidae. The transcript has 7 exons. The coding region runs from base 381 to 1787 and encodes 468 amino acids.
UCAGGUAACGGAGACCAGGUUUCUUUGAUGAGGAAGGAGGGGAGGAAGAAAGGAGGGGGCGUGUCUUUGUAGUCUGUCCCAUGAUGCGUAGCGUGGAAAUAUGACGUGUGAAGCACUCACGCACACACACACACACACACACAAAUACACGUGUGUUACACUACAGCUACGAGCUCAUGUAAGCGAGGUGUGUUUUUCGUGUCAGUGUGUGUGACUUCCACAGAGGAAAAGUGCCUCCGGCGAAGCCACCCCCGCCCCCCGCCGGCUGUGGCUCCCGGCUGACCCGAGGACUUCACACCGCCACGUUCGGACUCCUGGAACUUAAAAAAAAAAAAAAAAAAGUCCCGUCAUUUUUUAGUCGUAAGCGAUGCACUGGCAGCAUGGCCAAGUGGUUCAAGGAGCACCUCGGAUUCAAAACAACCAAAGCACCCCCUCCGGCGCCCCCGAAGCCGGACUACCGACACUGCCUCACCGGUGUGACCGGCGCGCCUGGCUUCCAACCGGGGGCCACUUUCACGCUCAGCCCCGCUCAGCCGGACAUCCUUGCCGCUUACAAACUCCAAAAGGAGCUGGACUUCGAGGACCCGUACACUCCCGGUGGAAAUAUGUCGUUCGCCGUGGGCUCGCCGGACAUCAAGUACGUGUCUCCGAAGCACCGACUCAUCAAGGUUGAGACGGUGGAGAAGAGCAACCCGGCGCCGAGUACUGAUGGUGGAGGCGUUGGUGUGACGGUCGCUGAAGCCGUCGCCGUGGGCAGCGUGAAAUCUCCCACUUCUCCCCCCACGGAACAGGACAAUAAGGAGAAGCUCAUUAUACUGGAGGACUACGCUGACCCUUUUGACGCCGAGCAGGCUGGCGGCACGCAGGGCAGCACAGAGAAAGUGACCACAGAGAACGACGGAUACAUGGAGCCAUAUGAGGCCCAGAAGAUGAUGGCAGAAAUCCGAUCCAGCGGUCGCGGGUCGAAGGACGGCAGCACCAAGCAACUUCCCCUGUACGACACCCCGUACGAGCCCACCGAGAACGGCGGAGACUCAGACCCCGAACGCUCUCGCUGCCCCCGAGAGAGUCGACUGCCUCAGGACGACGAGCGACCGCCCGAAGAGUAUGACCAGCCCUGGGAGUGGAAGAAGGAAAGGAUUUCCAAAGCCUUUGCAGUAGAGAUUAAAGUGAUCAAGGACCUUCCGUGGCCCCCUCCAGUGGGGCAGCUCAACAGCAGCCCUCCCCUGGUGGAGGAGCUGGAGUCGCCCUCGCCGAUGGGUCAACCCUCGCCUGGACAAGCCACCAGUGAACAGCACCACCAGGUCCAGUUUGAUAACGUGGAGAAGUCUCGAAUGUCGCCCACCAAAGACGGGAAAACACGUCCGCUGCAGCGGCACUCCAGCGGCUGCUUGGUGAACACCAAAAUGACGUCAGCGGAGCAGCCCAACUCGUCCGUGGGGGAACGCAUCGAUCCAUGCAUGGCCUUGGAAAGCCAAUUCUGGUACCACGGCGCCAUCAGUCGGACGGACGCAGAAUGUCUACUCCGGCUGUGCAAGGAGGCGAGCUACCUGGUGCGGAACAGCGAAACCAGCAAAAAUGACUACUCCCUCUCACUUAAGAGCAGCCAAGGCUUCAUGCACAUGAAGCUGUCCAGGACCAAGGAGAACAAGUACAUCCUGGGCCAGAACAGCUGCCCCUUCGACAGCGUGCCCGACAUCAUCCACUUCUACUCCAGUCGCAAGCUACCCAUCAAGGGAGCCGAGCACAUGUCCCUGCUGUACCCUGUCGCCAUCAGGACACUAUAGUGCCCCACAAAAACCAACACGCCCCUUAUGGAAAGGGAAAUCCCCCAAACUGCUGAUUCUGACUCACCUCACUGGCCGACAGAUUCCCACAGAUCCUUCUUUUAUGUUUUAGUUUAUUUAUGACCGACACACAUUUACUUCCCAGUUUUGGCGGUCCCACAGAGAGGCUACACCUACAUUUGUCAAGGCUCGUCAGCUGGAAAACUUGAGUUCUCUGUAAGGUUAAUACUAGGGAUGGGCAAUUGACUACAUUUUCUUGGAAAAUCAAUUUUAACAGGAUCAUAAAGUAUCACUGAACGUUCUGAGCUUCCUUCCAAAAAGGUUGCGAUGGAUGAGGUCUGGGUGAUGGGUGACAAUUAAGAAACAGUACUGUGGCUUAUUUGCUUCUUUUUCAGGCAGUUGUCACGAGAAAGUCUAAUUGCAUCAAUAACAGGCUUAUAACUAGCAAAACACUUGUUUUAGUGUAGUGUGCUUACUAAAUAACAACAAAACCAGGAAGUAGCCUGCUAACUAAAUAGACAAAUUGGAACCGGCAUCAGAGCAUUCCUGAAGUUCUGAACUUCCAUUUCGAUGCCAGUGGAGUAUUUAUCGAAAUGAUGCUGCCUGGUUAUGUCGCCGCAUGUAAGAUGUGGGUGGGUGUGUGACAAAAAAAUAACGACACUGUGAAUUUCAGACUUUUGUGUAGUGCCCUACUGUCACGCGACAGUUUCGUUUCUUUAUUGUCACAACUUGUAGGCCUUAACUGGCAUUCUAACUAGCAAAUAAACAGAAAAACUAAACAUGGAUUAGAUCAUCCCUCAAAUUCUAAGAUUUCAUUUCCAUGCCAGUGGGGUAUCAAGAGUGUUAAUGGUGUCAGGAAAAGUUGCUAUCGUGUAGGUCUCCAUGGAUGUGUGACAAUAAAGAAACGAGACUGUGGCUUUCAGGCUUUUGUGUCAGUGCCCUGCUUUCAAAGGACAGUCUUGUUUCUUUAUGGUCACUCGUAUGCCUUCGGUGACAAGUUGUGUUUCUACAUUUUUAGUCAGCAAACUAGUUGAGAUUGAAUCAACUGUGUGAAGAAUUAGCAUGCUAACCAACUAAGAAACAAACCAAGAAAUAGCCUGCUAACAAACAGGCAAACUACAAACUCCGAUUCCAAUGAAGUUGGGAUGUUGUGUAAAACGUAAAUAAAAACAGAACACAAUGAUUUGGAAAUCCUUUUCAACCUAUAUUCAAUUGAAUAGACUACAAAGACAAGCCAUGUAAUGUAUAAACUGAUAAACGUUGUUUCUUUUUUUUGUGUGCAAAUUUUCACAGAUUUUGAAUUUGAUGCCUGCAACACAUUUAUCACUGUGUUAUAUCACCUUUCCUUUUAACAACACUCGAUAAGCGUUUGGGAACUGAGGACACUAAUUGUUGAAGCUUUGUAGGUGGAAUUGUUUCCUAUUCUUGCUUGAUUUCCCAUUCUUACUUCAGUUGCUCAACAGUCCGGGGUCUCCGUUGUCAUAUUUUGUUUGCGCUUCAUAAUGUGCCACGCAUUUUCAAUGGGAGAUGUCUGGACUGCUGGCAGGCCAAUAUCGUACUUGCACUCUUUUUUACGACGAAACCACACUGUUGUAACGUGCAGAAUGUGGCCUGGUAUUGUCUUGCUGAAAUAAGCAGGGACGUCCCUGAAAAAGACGUUGCUUGGAUGGCAGCUUAUGUUGAUCCAAAACCUUUACGUACCUUUCAGCAUUAAUGCUACCUUCACAGAUGUGCAAGUUACCCAUGCCAUGCCACUAACACACCCCCAUAUAGUCACAGAUGCUGGCUUUUGAACUUUGUGCUGAUAACAAUCCAGAUGGUCCUUUUCCUCUCUGGCCUGGAGGACACGGCAUCCAUGAUUUCCAAAACCAAUUUGAAAGGCGGACUGGUCAAAUCACAGCACAAUUUUCCACUUUGCGUCAGUCCAUCUCAGAUGAGAUCGGUCCCAGAGAAACUGGCGGCAUUUCUGGGUGUUGUUGAUAUAUGGGUAGAUGUAGCGACAAACUGUGUUAACUGGCAAUAGUUUUCUGAAGUGUUCCUGAGCCCACGUGGCAAUAUCCUUUACACAAUGAUACCGUUUUUUAAUGCAGUGCCGCCUGAGGGAUAAUCAAAUGUCACGGACAUUCAACGUUGGUUUUCAGCCUUGCCGCUUACGUGCAGCGAUUUCUCCAGAUUCUCUGAAUCUUUUCAUGAUAUUAUAGACCGUAGAUGAUGAAAUCCCUAAAGUCCUUGGAAUUGUACAUUGAGAAACAUUGUUCUUAAACUGUUGGACUCUUUGCUGACGCAGUUGUUCACAAAGGGGUGAAACUCGCCCCAUGCUUGCUUGGGAAAAACUGACCCUUUUGGGGACGCUCCUUUUAUACCCAAUCAUGACACUCACCUGUUUCCAAUUAACCUUUUCAUCUGUGGAAUGUUCCAAAAAGAUGGCAUCCCUCAAUUUACCCAGUCUGUUGCCCCUGUCCCAGUUUUUUUUUGGAACGUGUUACAGGCAUCAAAUUCAAAGUGAGAGAAUAAUUGCAAAAAAACAAUAACGUUCGUCCAUUUGAACAUUAAAUAUUGUCUUUGUAGUGUAUUCAAUUGAAUGUAGGUUGAAAAUGAUUUGCAAAUCAUUAUAUUCUCUCUUUAUUUACGUUUUAUACAACAUCCCAACUUCAUUGAAAUUGCGGUUUGUAGAAACAGGACUGGGUCAUCCCUCAGAAUGACAAUAAAGUAACGAGACUGUGGCCCUAAUGACAUGCGGCAGUCGCGUCCCUUUAUUGUUGUAGGCCUGAGCUGACAUGUUGCCUUAUUUAGACAGCCAACUAGUUGAUACUGAUCCUGGUUCAGAGCAAGUACUAUACUCCAUUUUGUCUAUAUUAUAUCAGAAUACUGAAUGAGCCACUAAUUGUUAACAUCCCCAUCCCUAGUUGAUACUCUAUGCACGUAGAUGCACUGCAAAGGGGGAAAGUGAAAAUUGCCCAUGUCCGAGGGGGUCUGGCUUUUGCGUUGAUCUCUCUUUCCCGUCAUCAUCCAUACUCUCCGCCAUCCGUCAGCGAGGGGGAGGCGCAUAAUGCCAAUGACAGCGUAAGUGGCAAGACAGGCUGCAGAGAGAGCAUGAUGGAUGGGUUAACCCACCCAAAAAGCCAGAAUGGAGGAACUACCCCCCUUUUAAACCAGGAGCUAUCCCGCCUCCCCCCUGCCACAACGCCCGCAUUGUCUACCUCAGAAAAUCAAUGCCAUUCAGCCGUCUGUCUGCAGAUCAAUAGGUACAGUGGGACGGCCGGCAUCGAUUCGCUCUCUCCUUCCCAAUUUCCUUAAAAUCGCAUCAUUCAUUUUGGAUUUAAAAAAAAAAAAAAGACAAUUCAAGCCCUGCUUUGGUGUGUUAGUCACUACUACGAUGCUGUGUGAUGUCAAAUGUUUGGUUGAAGCCUUAUAAUGCACGGCGAUCAUCUGACUGCAAUCCUGCUUUUGAACGAUUGUUCCAUGACUGUAAUUUAUUGGUGGGCUAAUUAGCCGCCCUUUUUGUCGUGAUCGUAUUCUCCGGGAUGACUCCUGUGGUGCUCUACGUUUUGCUCUUCUUGUCUGCUCGUCAUGUCUCGGCCCAAUUCUUCCUGACCAAUCGCAGUGCAGGUUGAUGAACAUUCAAACUGGAACUUUAUGCAUUCACGUCUCCAUUGCAAAGACUCAAAACACUAAGUCCUGAUUUGAAACACUUUAAGAAUGGCAGUCAAUUCUUGGAUUUUGCUCACCAAGCGCCACUUCGAUUUUGCGAUAGCGUAACUAAGGAAUGAUUGUAUUGUUAGUCCAAUUCUUAAAAUUAUGUCUCUACAGUGGACUCUCAGAACUUGAAUGCAAUCGGGAAGCUGUAUGACCUUCGAUUUGCUGGAUUUCUGGAAUAAUGAAUAAUCCAGAAGUUAAACUGGGCAAAGUAAAAUGUAAGCAUUUUUAAGUGUCCAAAAAUAAGUCAUACAAGUCACUGUUGUUAAUAGUAUCACAUAAAAACAAACUUACUUUUACUGUUAGGGUCAUUUUUUUAAAGUUCUAGAUCAAACUGUUUCCAUUAUAAAGUAUUUCAACUGUACAUAUUGACUUUUUGAUUGCUUGUAUAAAAAAAAGUUCCUUUAACUUCCUUUUAGCUCUAUCUUUGUCAUAAACAUUUUUGUACGGAAGGGUAUCCGCACAAUAUAGCCAAAGAAAAAAGACCCUAAAACAGCCCCGUUCUGAAUUCUUGCGUGCCUUUUGCAGCAUAUUUUCCUUCUCAGAAACUUCUUCAAGUAAAUUUACGAGGCGAGCAUAACGAACCCUUCCCUGUUGGUCCACUGUCGUAGAUUUAUGACAGGUCAUCUUGCUGAUGUCAUUAAUGAGUUAGCAUUAGCAGUGCUAGCCCACAGAUGCACAUUACAGCUAUGGCCAUAUUUCCCCUUAUAAAAUCUUUUAGUAAAUUUCCAAAUUAUUUGACUACCGACACCUUUGGGAUCCGAGGGUCUACUGUAACAUAUUCUUCAUGUCAAGUCAUCAUGUGAAUUUUGUCCAAUUGAACUAGCAUUCAUAAUGCUAUCUCACAGACAACUGAGGCGUAUUACCAUCAGGGACCAUAUUUUCCCCCUUUUAGGGUAAAUUUCUGUGUUGUUCAACUACCAAACCCUUCUCUAUUGGUCCAUUGUCCUAGAUUUAUGUUCAGUCAUCUUGCUUAUGAUUUCUACAAGUUAGCAUUAACAUUGCCACAGACAUCCGUUUCCGCCAUUGACCGUAUUGUUGUUUGAAAACUUUGCGGUAAAUAUCAGAGUUGUUCGACUACAGAGUUCUGAGUGUCAGCACUAUAUUAGAUUUUUUUUUUAUGUAUUCUAAUAAUUUUGUUGACUUGACUUGGCAUUAGAAAACGUCAGAUAACAGACGCAAAGAUACCGCCAUGGACCAUAUUUUUCACCAAAAUUUCCAUGUUGUUCAUCUACCAAAAAUCUUGAGGGUCAACUGAACGUUUUAUGCCCUGUCACGCUGAUAAUGUUGUCAAAUUGAGUUAAUUAGCAUUUCUAUCCCAUAGACGACUGAGGUGAACGACAAUGGCCCCAAAAUAGAAUAAGAGGUCUUCCGAUCAUUUGCUUUGAAUUUCAUGGGUGAAACACUAACAUGCAUUUAACGGAGUUGCUUGGUGAGCAAAUCCACAACAAAUGGUCAAGUUUAGGGGAAUUAACAAGCGAGUGUUCGGACUCUAGAGCGUUAUCUGGAUCGCCGCUAAGUGUGUGCUAUGCAACCGGAUGACUCACUACUGGUGUUUCAAUGGUACCAAAUGUCCCACGGGUCGAUGAAAAUGACUCACCUGCCGGGUGCCGUCGCGGUGAGGACAACUUCACUGCAGCUUUACUACAACUUUAAGUGGACCUAUGAGAGAGAAGAUUUAGAGAAUAUGAAUGAAUGUCGACGUAGGCUUUAAAUGACUUGCAGAACGGUGUUAUAGUACCAGAGGGGAGGCCUUAGUUUUGGAGGAAAGAGACUGCAAUCCACGGAGGACACAAUGUUUAUCUAUGGAAAGAGUAUCUCUUCUGUCUAAAGUGUCUUAAAUUGUGUGUGUGUGCGUGUAUGCAUGUGUGGCGAACCCCUCAUGGCCAAAUGUAUAUACUGAAUGUAUCGUAAGCACAGGGGACGCGGAGGCAUCUACAUAAAUAAAAGAAGAAGUCGGGUUUAUUACAACUAUA